Molecule: messenger RNA, 3759 nt
Organism: Pygocentrus nattereri (red-bellied piranha)
Lineage: Eukaryota; Metazoa; Chordata; Actinopteri; Characiformes; Serrasalmidae
Gene: acsl1a
Product: acyl-CoA synthetase long chain family member 1a
Exons: 21
Coding region: 288-2381 (697 amino acids)
Biological process (GO): very long-chain fatty acid metabolic process; long-chain fatty-acyl-CoA biosynthetic process; long-chain fatty acid metabolic process
Cellular component (GO): membrane; endoplasmic reticulum
Molecular function (GO): arachidonate-CoA ligase activity
Source: RefSeq, a predicted model, not a curated record
GAGAAGAAAAAGAAAAGGAGAAAGUGAGGGUUAGAGAGAGAAGAAAAAAAAGAGAGAGAGAAAAGUGUGGGGGAGCUGCUGUUUGAGUGGGUGUUGCUCUGCUAUUCUUAGGACCUCUGCUCUACGUCCUACCACUGCUGUUCACGUCUCGCAGCCCCUCAGACCCUCAGAGAGGCGCACUGAACGGCCUCGCGCUGGAGAACCUGUCGUUCCUCUCUCUGCGCUGUUUCUCAUACGGCCUACUCCAGUGUCUUUUCCUGUAAGGAGCUUCUCCUGGCAGCCGAGCGAUGCAGGCGCAGGAUCUGAUCCGGCAGUUCCGGGUGCCCGACCUGGGCGACAUGAGGCAGUAUGUGCGAAGUUUGCCCACCAACAUACUCAUGGGCAUGGGAGGGUUCGCCGCCAUCACCACCUACUGGUAUGCAACCAGACCCAAAGCGCUGAAGCCCCCCUGCGACCUCGACAUGCAGUCCGUGGAGAUUGAGGGCGGGGAGUAUGCUCGGCGCUCCAUCCUGCUGGACAGCAACAAGCUCAUGACUCAUUUCUACGACGACGCACGAACGAUGUACGAGGCCUUUUUACGAGGACUAAGAGUUUCCAACAAUGGGCCUUGUUUAGGAUCAAGGAAACCCAACAAGCCGUACGAGUGGCUCUCAUAUAAAGAGGUUGCAGACAGAGCUGAAUUGAUCGGCUCAGCAUUGCUCCACAGAGGCCACAGUCAAGCAGGAGACAAAUACAUUGGCAUCUUCGCCCAGAACAGACCUGAGUGGACCAUUUCAGAGCUGGCCUGCUACACCUACUCGCUGGUGGCCGUUCCUCUGUAUGACACACUGGGCACUGAGGCCAUCAGAUACAUCGUAGACAACGCCCUGAUCUCAACAGUGAUCUGCGAUGUGGUGGAAAAGGCACGGAUGGUUCUAGACUGUGUGUUGGACCGAGAACACAGCGUUAAGACCAUUGUUCUAAUGGAGGAGUUUGAUAGUAAGCUUACAGCACGAGCGCAGCAGCAGGGCAUCGAGAUCAUCAGCCUGAAAGAACUGGAGGCUAUAGGCAAAGCCAACUACAAGAGGCCAACGCCUCCGAAACCAGAAGACCUCGCUCUGAUCUGCUUCACCAGCGGAACUACUGGAAAUCCGAAGGGAGCGAUGCUCACACACGGCAACAUUAUCUCCAACUGUGCUGGCUUCAUCAGAAUAACUGAGAUUCACUGCAUGCUCAACCAUGACGACACUCACAUAUCAUACCUUCCCCUCGCUCACAUGUUCGAGAGGGUGGUGGAGUGUGUGAUACUGGUCCACGGCGCGAGGAUAGGUUACUUCCAGGGGGAUAUCCGUUUGCUGAUGGACGAUCUGAAGACCCUGAAGCCCACUGUGUUUCCUGUCGUCCCCAGACUUCUCAACCGGAUGUUCGACAAGAUAUUCGGGCAGGCGAACACCCCGCUGAAGCGCUGGCUGCUGGACUUCGCUACGAGGAGAAAGGAGUCGGAGCUUCGCAGUGGUGUUGUGAGGAAGGACAGCAUGUGGGACAAACUGAUCUUCAGCAAAGUCCAGGCCAGUCUGGGUGGGUGUGUGAGGCUGAUGAUCACCGGAGCUGCUCCAGUUUCCCCCACUGUCCUCACAUUCCUAAGGGCUGCUCUGGGCUGCCAGUUUUAUGAAGGCUAUGGACAGACUGAGUGCACCGCGGGAUGUUCCAUGUCUCUGCCAGGAGACUGGACGGCAGGUCAUGUGGGAGCUCCACUGCCGUGUAACUACGUUAAGCUGGUGGACGUUUCUGAGAUGAACUACUGCGCUGCCAAUGGGGAGGGAGAGGUGUGCGUGAAAGGACCAAACGUGUUCCAGGGCUACCUGAAGGAUCCAGAGAAGACGGCAGAGGCCAUCGAUAAGGACGGCUGGCUGCACACAGGAGAUAUUGGAAAGUGGCUUCUGAAUGGCACCCUGAAGAUCAUCGACAGAAAGAAGCACAUUUUUAAGCUUGCACAGGGCGAAUACAUCGCUCCAGAGAAGAUCGAGAAUGUCUACACUCAGAGCGACCCUGUAGCCCAGAUCUUUGUGCAUGGAGACAGUCUGCAGGCUUGUUUGGUGGGGAUUGUGGUGCCAGAUCCCGACUUCCUCCCAGGAUGGGCAAAGAAAAGAGGCCUGGAAGGCUCCUACACAGAGCUCUGCAAGAGCAAGGAACUGAAAAAGGCCAUUCUGGAGGAUAUUGUACGGCUGGGGAGAGAAGCAGGCCUGAAGUCCUUUGAGCAGGUCAGAGACAUUGUCCUGCACCCAGAAAUGUUCUCUGUCCAGAACGGCCUUUUGACGCCCACCCUGAAAGCUAAGAGAACUGAGCUGAGGAACUACUUCAGAGAACACAUCGACCAGCUGUACGCCAGGAUCAAGAUGUGAAGGACCUCAGAGAGAAAGAGAACAGGAAAGACAGAGGAUGGGAGGACAGAUGGACACAGAAGGAGAGAGAAGAUGGGAGGACAUCUCUCUCCUUCUUUGCCAAUCUUUUUCUCCUUUUCCCUACAGUGGACACACAGGGGGACAGUAAAGCCCCCACAGAUCCUCACCCACAGGACAUUCAUCACUGUGGUGAAGCCUUGGUGAGCUCCCAGUUAUGAAGUGCGAUUAUUAUGGGCACCACAAGGUGGCGCCGUUCUCCCUUUGCUUCAGGGGUUCAGUAUGAACUCGCUUAAGUACCUCGGCCACUUCAUUUUCUAUAUUAAUAUUUUUUAAAAAAUGACAAAAAUUCUGAUUGAAGGCCUUAAGGCCAAUAAACGCCUUCAUUCAAUAAAUAUGAAUCAUAUUAAUUUGUUCGGAAACACUUUACUGUAGGGUGCUGUUCAUACGCCUACAUGACACGUACAUAAGUUUGUCAUUACUACUGACAUACAUGACUGUUUAUAAAUGCUUAUUACGACAGGCGUCAUCUGUCAUAAAGGCUACUUUAGCUGACUUAGCUCAAAUGUAACCUUUAUAGCGAACAACGGUUAUUGGAACAAGCAUUUAUUAACAGUUAUGAAGGGUUAUGUCAGUUGUCAUGACAACCUUAUGUCAGAGUCAUGUUGCCUUAUGAACAGAACCUGUCAGGAAAGUGUUACCAUUUGUUCCCAUUAAUUGAUUGGUAUUAAUCUUGUCAUUGAUGUUUUAAAUGUAAUUGUUUCCCAAUUUAACCAAGUAUCUCAGUCGUCUGUCCUGCCUCAGCAAAACUGAAGUGUACAGAGACGGCUGGCGCUCAUGUACAGCAACAUCAGCAGUGAAAGACGGAGAUGUUUAAUGAUUCAUUAUUAUUUAAACAAAAUUGUAAUUAUUUGUAAUUUCAGUUGUGAGCUUUGACUGAACGCUGGCAUCCACAGCUAAUCUGAGUGUGUUUCAUGCGUCGACUCUCCAUCAAGUGCAUGUGUAAUAUAAUUUGUUGACCUUUUAAUGUUCAACGCUAAAAUCUUCUCACUUUGUUGGUUUAAUAAAAGCACUAUUGGCCAAAGCACAAAGUUUAACCAGCCCCGAGAUGCUCUGCCACAAUUCUCAGGAUACUUUUGCAGGGGACUGUCCAGAUCAGUGUGGUCACUAAUUACUGUCUUCUGUAUUAUGAAUUACAGGUAUGAAAGAAAAACAUUAAUUAGAUUUUUAAUGAGUUUAAUGAGGAAUUUAUGUACGUCUGAAAUUUGAACUAAACGAUGACGCAGUGGGCUGCAGGUUUUUCUCAACCAGCAGUACAGGAAAUCCCCAUCCAGGUCACCAGUGCCUCCUCUAUGCUAUUAAACAUGCAUUCUGUACAUAA